AUGCCUGAUACGAAUAAAUCUUUGAAGAAAGAAAACAAUGACCUAAAAUUGGAAAUAAAAGACUCAAAAGUCGAUGGAUUGACUAAUGAUAUAGAUAGUCUAGAAUGCUAUAGCUAUCAAUAUAAUGUGAAGCUUGUUGGUAUUCCACAACUUAAAACAAUGGAGUCGUCGUUGGAAACUUCUAAGCUAUGUGUCCAGCUGUUUAAAGAAAUGGGUGUUGCCGGCAUUACGUUGGAAGACAUUGACAUAGCCCAUCGUGUUCCAGGCAGAAAGGCCUUGAGGGACAAACCUAUCAUUUGUAAAUUCUCCAGACGAAUCGUUAAAGAUCAAGUCAUUAAUUGCCGACGAAAUAUCAACAAAGUUAACCCGAAUACCGUUGGUUUAGCGCCCGAUGUUCAGCUAUCAGAAGCCAGAGUGUUUGAUCAUCUUACCCCAAGUUUACAGAAACUCUUAUUUGAAGCAAAAAAAAUUCAACAGCAACAAGCAUACAAAUUCUGUUGGGUAAAAAAUUCAAAAAUCUUCUUACGAAAGCACGAUGACUCUCGCGCAGUUGAGAUAACAAAAUUGAGUGACCUUGAAGAUCUUGCUGCUCAUUGA
This is a messenger RNA of Dendronephthya gigantea, 597 nucleotides long. RefSeq lists its product as uncharacterized. NCBI's taxonomy places the organism in Eukaryota, Metazoa, Cnidaria, Anthozoa, Malacalcyonacea, Nephtheidae. The record is from RefSeq and is a predicted model, not a curated record. The coding region runs from base 1 to 597 and encodes 198 amino acids. The transcript is spliced from 2 exons.